AUGUAACUCUCUCUCUCUUUCCGUCACUCCACAACAAAGAUAUUUUAUAGAUUAUAAAUUAGAAUAACGUGAAGUAAACCCCACCUUUCAGGUCUCAGGCACGUGACACCUACCCCUUCAUAUAUGAUCUAAUCACCUGUACUCUACUGUGUGUCUCUCUCUCUCUCAUCACACACCACAUCAGUCAGCAAAAAGAAAGAGAGAGAAAAGGUUCAAACUUCAAACCUCCAUCAUCCCAUGUGAGCUGGUAAGAGCCCUUCCAAAACCCAGCCCCAGAUCCACACCACUUUUGACGUACAAAACACGAACCAACACCCAAACUUCACAUCAAAACAAAACCCAUUAAUAUCAUCCCCUCCUCUCAAACUCACAAAAACCAUUAUGUAGCUUCCCUUCUUCUUUUUCUUCCUUUUUUCUUUUUUGCUUUUUGUUUUUGCUUUUGCUUCAAACAAAGAUAAUGGAGAUGAGGAUGAAGAGAAAAGAUGAUGAGAUGAACAUGAUCAAAGUGAAGAAGCAUCAUCAUAUUCAUCAUCCCCACCAAAAAUCCCAAACCCUACCACCCUCCCCAACCCACUCUUUCUCUUCCUCCUCCUCCUCAGAUUUCGAGUUCACAAUCUCUCUCUCUCCUCGCAAAUCCUCCAACACCCUCUGCCCCGCCGACGAGCUCUUCUACAAAGGCCAGCUCCUCCCCCUCCACCUCUCCCCCCGCCUCUCCAUGGUCCGCACCCUCCACCUGCCCUCCUCCACGUCAUCGUCUUACAACUGCUCCUCCUCCGAAACCACCACCUCACGUGACUCCACAGCCAGCAGCUCCAAUGAGUCACGUGACUCCACCUCCUCCUUCGCCAGCGACCUCGGCCUCCUCGCCGACCAGUCCUGUGGCUCCUCUCGCCCCAGCUCCGUCGCCGAAGACACCAACGACGAGUCUUACAAGCGCCUCGGCAGCAGCAGCAAGUACGCGGUGCAGCACACCGCCAGCAACAACGAUGCCUUUUCGAGGAAGAAGUACUUUUCCUUGUCGAGAUUCUCGUCCGUGUUCAAGAAGGAGCCGAAAGUACAGAAAGACAACAAUGUUCCAGAUCACCAGCAGCAAAACAACAACAACAUGGUGGGGCCCGGAUCCAAUAAUGCAUCAUCAGCGAAGCCGAAACGUAUGAGUUUGACUGCCAAGGAGGUUUUUAGCAAAUACUUGAAGAAGGUGAAGCCCUUGUAUGAAAAACUCUCCCAAAAACAGCAACAGAAAAUGGGAGGAGGAGGCGGCGGCUUAAGCAUCAUCACGACCACAAAAACCUCAGCAGAAAAAUGCGCCACGAGAAAUAAUAAUAAUAAAGAUUGUGGUGGCAGCAGUCAUGGUUUAGUUUCUCAGUCCUUCUCGGGUAACCUGAGGUACCCGAGAAGGAGGGGUAGCGUUUCGAGCUGCCCUUCUUCUAUGAGGUGCUCCCCAAGCCACUCAGGCGUUCUCUCCCGUACUACCGGGUUAACGGGUUCGGGCUCAGGUUUGGGUACGAGUGGUGGCAACAGUUCAGCAUCGUCCAUGGAGGAGCUUCAGAGCGCAAUUCAAGGCGCAAUUGCUCAUUGCAAGAACUCCUUGGUCGUUCAGAGCAAGAGCGCUGCUACGUGCCAUGAUAAAUAGAUCUGUACAAGUGUUUUUAUCUCUACGUCUGUUUUCCAAACGGCCGAGGUCUCAUGAAAAAGCUGCAUCUGCAUGACAUACAUGACAUGCAUGUGAUGGGGAUGGAUAUGAUAUGAUGGUAUUUUGGAAACACUCAUUUGGAUUUAGUCUCUCAAAUUGAGCAUCAAAUUAGUUAAAAGUCUCUGUCUGUGAGUACUGUUUAGCCUCGGAACUUGAAAUCUAUAUAAUCUUGUUGUUUAGGCUGUGUUUGCUUUCCGUUUAAUUGACCAAAAAUGUGAAUGAAUUUAACGUAAAAAUCAUUGUA
Molecule: messenger RNA, 1937 nt
Organism: Prunus persica (peach)
Lineage: Eukaryota; Viridiplantae; Streptophyta; Magnoliopsida; Rosales; Rosaceae
Product: probable membrane-associated kinase regulator 1
Exons: 2
Coding region: 458-1633 (391 amino acids)
Cellular component (GO): plasma membrane
Molecular function (GO): kinase inhibitor activity
Source: RefSeq, a predicted model, not a curated record